Messenger RNA from Pleuronectes platessa (European plaice), 2622 nucleotides. RefSeq names its product cell adhesion molecule 4. The record is from RefSeq and is a predicted model, not a curated record. The transcript is spliced from 9 exons. Lineage: Eukaryota; Metazoa; Chordata; Actinopteri; Pleuronectiformes; Pleuronectidae. Bases 126 to 1844 code for a protein of 572 amino acids.
UAUUCUCAGCCUCUUCUGUGUUGUAGGUAGACGUGUCUGUGAUGUGACUGAGUUUCAUCUUGUGCACAUUAUUUAUCUGUGGACGUUUUUCUUGUUUGAAGUCACAGACGAGAGCAGCAGCUACUAUGAGUGUAACUGCAGCAGCCAGUGGAUUUGUUGUCCUUCUUCUCACUGUGACAGUGGUACAGUGUGAGAAUGGCUGGGAUGUGAGUUACACUUCUACUGAGAUCUGUGCCGUCAGAGGAUCAACAGUGGACAUUACCUGUACCUACACAUACCCAUCCACAUUUAAUAACCAUGAUACUACAGUUCAGGAAACUUUCUGGUUCAUUAAAGAGAGUAAUGGGAUUCAUGUUGAUCUAAGGACUGAUCCAGAGUAUUCAGGUCGUGUGGAGAAUCUCUGUGGAAACAACAAGUGCACUCUGAGAAUCUCUAACCUGAGAGAGAUCGACUCAGCUGUGUACAAGUUCAGGUUCACAACAAACCAACCUACUGGGAGUUUAACUGGUUCAGCUGGAGUCACUCUGUCUGUCACAGAUUUGCAUGUGCAGGUGAGAGGAUCAGGGAAGUCUAACUCUUAUUACUGGGCAGAGCUCAGGUGUCAGAGCAGUUGUCGUCUUCCUGAUCAUCUGAACUACGUCUGGUACAAGAAUCAACAGAAGAUGAUGGAAGGAGAAUCUUAUACAGGUUAUUUCUAUUCUGAAGACAGAGUUUCCUGUGCUGUUAAAGGACUCGAGGAUUUCCGCUCUCCGUCAAUGUUGGUAUGGAGUCAGAUUGAAUGGGAUGUGAGUUACACUUCUACUGAGAUCUGUGCCUUCAGAGGAUCAACAGUGGACAUUAACUGUACCUACACAUACCCAUCCAGCUGGAAUCAACUUGAUACUACAGUUCAGGAAAGGUUCUGGUUCAUUAAAGAGAGUAAUGGGACUCAUGUUGAUCUAAGGACUGAUCUGGAGUAUUCAGGUCGUGUGGAGAAUCUCUGUGGAAACAACAAGUGCACUCUGAGAAUCUCUAACCUGAGAGAGAGCGACUCAGCUGUGUACAAGUUCAGGUUCACAACAAACCAACCUACUGGGAGUUUAACUGGUUCAACUGGAGUCACUCUGAAUGUCACAGACCCUCAGCUCCAGGUACAUGUGAGGAGAUCAACAGCCAAUCCAUCUUCUACCUGGACAGAGCUGACCUGUCACAGCAGGUGUCAGCUCCCUGAUCAUCUUUCCUACGUUUGGUACAAUAACAAUAAACCUGUUGGACGAAAAAAAUACUUUCACCUCCGACACUUUAAUGCUGAAGACAGCUAUCACUGUGCUAUAGAAGGACAGGAGCGUUUCCCUUCUCCUACAGUGUACGCUCCAAAGCCUCCCUCUGUGUCAGUGAGUCCCUCUGGUGAGAUCAUGGAGGGCAGCUCAGUGACUCUGACCUGCAGCAGUGAUGCUAACCCAGCAGCUAACUACACCUGGUACAAGGAGGACGAGGACUCACCAACAGCAUCAGGACAAAUCUUCACCAUCACUGAUAUCACAGCUGAACAUGGUGGAAAGUAUCAGUGUGAGGCCCAGAACACACACGGACGUAGUAACACAACCUUACAUCUGACUGUUGGAGCAGUCUGUUGUCUAGGGAAGUUAGUGAUAAUCAUGAAUAUCAUCAGGCUGAAUCUGGUGGUCGUGCUGGUUCCAGUGCUGGUCUGGACUCUGUGGACGAGGAUGAAGAAAACUCUGAGCUUGAAAUCAGAAGUGAAUGAAGCUGUGGAGAUGAUAGAGUCACACAACUGUCCUGAGUAUGAGAACGUUGCUGCUGCAGCACAGACAGAAGACACAGAGGAGCAGGAAGACCUGGUGUGAAGCAUCAGGUCAGAGCCACUGGGACAAACAGAACCAAGAUGGACGACUUCAGAGAACAUCCGUACAAGCGAGUUUUACAGAAACCAUAAUGUGUAGUUUUAAAUACAGGAAAUCUGUCCAAACAGCUAAAUAUCUGAGUGCAAGCGCAGAGUUUGAGCACAAGCAGAGCAAAUGGAAGCACCAGCCGGAGCUGUGUGAGUGCAAGCGCAGGGUUUUGAAUAAAAACACCACGAAAUCUGAACGUGCAAGUCCAGCUCUCAAACUAAAAGACCACACUUUUAAAUAAAGAGGAAAACACCCGUACAUUUCCUUUCUACUCAUGGUUUUCUUUUCUCCUCAGGUGCACUGUGAUUGGUUUAAAGUAUUUGGGAGGGAACAGGAAGUAUCUCUCUUUCCAUCCCCAGUUGCAGCAGCAGCAGUUUGUACACCAUGACCUUUAGAACAAGAGUAUUGUUGUGUUGUUUCUUUUCUUUUUCUUUUCUGAUGGGUCCAGUCGUCCAGUUUUCUUAGCUUUAUUUCUGUGAGCUUUAGUUCUGAUGUUGGUUUAGGUUGAAAGAAGAUUCUCAGAUCCUACGACCCUUUGUGGGUUGUUUUGUUGGGCUUUCCUUCUUUUGUCCAUUUUGCUGGCCUGUUGUUGAAGUUGUUGUCAUUUCUGCAAUAAAUAUAUCAUUUUUUGUGUCUUAUACAUGAUAUUAAGGUGGUUAUUAAAUUGAUAAUGAAUUAUUAUGUAUCGUGAUUUUAUGAUUCUUCUUAAAUAAAAGGUUUUUGGUCUUUUGUU